GUUUCUUCUCCGAGGGGUUUUUUGUCAAGCACACGGUACAAUCACUCAUGUGCACGCAGUGUUUGCAGCUUUCUUCGCAGUUCACCAAGAGCUAGCGCUUUAGUCAUCAACUUUCGUUUUCAUGGCCGGACCAGGGAUCAAAAUGUAAUUAAACAGUAAAGUAGUGCUAACCCACCGUUUGAUAGAGCAACCAAGGGAGCCGAUUAAAUCAAGCCGUCUUCUUCAGACGAAUUGAGCUGGUGGCCAUAUCUUCCUCAGCUCCGAUAACCUGCAGCCGGCCGUGCCUCUCUGCCUUCCCCUCCGAUCGAUCCCCACGGCGAGCGAGCGUGGCUCUUUCAAUUCGGUUCAUCGUCCUGUUGGCGGCAUGGAUGACGACGUAACCAUCGUCGCACCGGUCGAUGUGUCGUCCUUCCCCUCCGCUACGGUAGGGAUCCAGGCAGGAGGAAAUGAUUUGAUCACCGAGGACGAGGAUGGUAAUAGACUAGAGUAUCUCGUCAGGCUGCUCGAGGUUUUUGCGAUCGGUGACGCCGAAGGAGCUAGCACCCAAGCUACGACAGCUGAUCAUCCCGUCUUCUGCACCAAGUUCAUUCUCGACUCGGGAGCUUCUACGCAUGCCACGGGAAACGCGUCCCUGUUUCCGUGGCUGAUCCCAGUACGACAGGGCGGCGAGGUUCGUGCUGCCAAUGGGCAUCAGCUAGCAGUUCGCGGCUUUGGGCCCGUGGUCAUGGAGAACUUCAGGGUGAACAACGUCCUCUAUGUUCCUGGCCUCACCUGCAACGUCAUCUCUUUGUCGAGGCUUAUCAAGCUCGACUACAACGUGAUGUUCUCCCGCUCGGGGUGCCUGAUCAAGGACCUCAGGACCGGUGAGAUAGUUGGGAACGCCCGCCUUGUUCAGGGGAUAUACCAACUCGAUCGGCUGGAGAUUCCAAUGGACAGGGCCCCUGCAGUGGCGCCAUAGGCGCACCAGCAGCAUCUUGCAGAGACAGGCAAAUGAGCAUUCAUAAUCGGCUUGUUGAAUGCUGUGAUUGUGCCAGUCAUUUAUCUGUAUGCAUGUGUAUUUUGUGUCUCUGAUGUCAUUGAUUGCGUCCAUGUCAAUUGUAGCGGGACCCGGGCGGGUUUAUCAAUAUGAAUGAAACACAUACCGUAUAAAUAUACAAUUGAGGUUGUUGCAUUGGGAU
Messenger RNA from Panicum virgatum (switchgrass), 1178 nucleotides. RefSeq lists its product as uncharacterized. The transcript is spliced from 2 exons. The record is from RefSeq and is a predicted model, not a curated record. NCBI's taxonomy places the organism in Eukaryota, Viridiplantae, Streptophyta, Magnoliopsida, Poales, Poaceae. The coding region runs from base 365 to 958 and encodes 197 amino acids.